GAACAACGCUCACUCCAGAUCAGCCGCUCGGGGUGUUCACUUUGGUGCAACGCCUCCCUUGAGGUGCAAAACAGGAUAUUUUGAUUCAGCUUUAGCGGAAGUUACUUCUUACAGUUGAGAGCUUUAAGUUGCGACUUGGCAUAUGAGCUAGAGAACAGAGAAGUUUCGGGGGGGGGAGUUUGCCUUUAUUUUUUUUAAAAAUGUUUUAUUAAAGAGGAAUUGUAAAGGAAAACAUGGAGGAGCGCAAACCUAUGAACUUCACUCGGCUUUUAUCAGAUGAAAGCACUCAGUCCGACCUGUCUACGGACUCCUGUGAGUACCAUCAGACAGAGAUAUUUGACCAGCUGCCGAGCAUCCAGGCUUGCCGGCCUGAGCUGAGCAGACUUGGAGGCUUUGAGGCCGCCCAGGGUGGCCCAGAACCCGAGGACAGGCUCAGCAAUGUCCACCUGUCCAGAGGAUCCAGAGACAAGGCGUUGAUGCAGCCACUCAGAAACAGGGCCAUUUGUAUGCAGGCAAAGAGAAGCAUCAGGGAGAGGAGAAAGAAGCAAAUCAACAACACUGGGGAGUCGUGGAGGCGGAGCCAGAGCAUCAGCAGGAAAAGGUUGUCUGCAUCAGUGGCAGCGGCUCUUUCCAGCCUGUUGCCAUGGCGGAACUCUCUUCACACCAUCGAAGGCAAGUUCGGAGUCGGCGUGAAGUCCUAUUUUGUUUUCCUCAGGUAUCUGGUUUACAUGAACCUGCUACACUGUGCACUUAUCUUUGGCUUCAUUCUGGGACCAACAAUAUUUUAUGGCAGGGGUGAGAGCAACGAAACAAUGCGAUUUGGAGGCAACGACUCUGUUUUAGAUUUUUUCCUCGGAACGGGUUACCUGGAUCGUUCACCAGUCUUCUUUGGCUUUUAUACGCCCGGCUCCCUGAACUUAGCGUGCUUGAACACGACUCUGCUGUACCUUGCUGCAAUCCUCACCAUCUUCCUCCUCAGUCUCGUUAUGGUGGUCCGCAGGACAGUGGUUGGCUACAAGCACACUUGGAUGCUCGGGACGCGCUACAGCAUGAAUGUGAGCUUUAAGAUCUUCUGCAGCUGGGACUUCACCGUCCAGGAUCCCGCUGCCGCUGACCUCAAACGCAGCUUCAUCAGAAAUGACCUCAAGCUGCUCCUGGAGGAGCAAAGUUUCUCCUUGCGUGAAGCUCGGAGGACACUUGGACAGAAGGUCCGCCUCUACCUGCUCAGGUUCAUCCUCAACCUCCUGGUGUUGUGUUUGCUGGGCGGAGCCUUCUACCUUAUCUUCUUCAUCACAGAAAUAUCCAUGAAACAGACCGGACACAACUGGCUGAUCAGUCUGUUCUUUGAGUAUCUUCCUCCGUCCACCAUCACCAUUGUCAACCUAUUCCUCCCUCACAUCUUCCGUAAGAUCUCAUCUUUCGAGGACUAUUCUUUCACCACACAGGUGAAUGCGACGCUCGUGAGGAGCAUCUUCUUAAAGCUGGCCUCUUUGGGAAUCUACCUAUUUUUUGUCCUCAAAUCAACACACAGUCAAAGUGACUCUCGGUGCAGAGAGAACCAGUUUGGUAGAGAGAUGUACACACUGACUAUCUUCAACUUCUUGGAGACUGUCUGCAAUGCCUUUCUCUGGGACUACCCCAGGAAGUUGUUGCAGGAGAGGUCUCCCACAUCCUGGCUGAUCCGGUUGGUAGGGAAACAACGGUUCCUGAUCCAUUUUGAAGUGCUGGAUCUGGUGCACAGUCAAACUGUAUUCUGGGUGGGAGUCUACUACUGCCCUCUGCUGCCUCUGAUAGGAAUGGUCGCACUGGUGAUCACGUUCUACCUCAAAAAGUUCAGUGUCCUACGGUGCUGUGAGGCAGAGCAUCGGGUGUUUCGAGGUUCCAACUCCUCGGUUUUAUUCCACUUCAUGCUGCUGCUCGGCCUCACCAUCGCUGGAGCCACGCUGGCCUUCAACGUCUACCAGCAAGACAGCAUGACCCACACGUUGCCCUGUGGUCCAUUUGCAAUGGGGGAAUCGGCAUUUACUGUCAUGGAAGGUUGUGUGAACACUCUCCCCAGCCCUGUGCAGACCACUCUAAGCUACGUGGCCUCUGCCACCUUUGCCCUGCCGCUCAUACUAGCUGAGAUUGUAAUCUUAACCUCAUAUGUGUCACGAGGACGCUCCAAUCAGAAGGCGAUUGAGAGACUGAAAGAACUGCUGGUUACGACCAGCACAGACAAGCGUUUCCUGGUCAAGAAGCACACCACAAUGCUGAGAAGCAAGCGCAAAGCGCGUUCUGCAGUCACUGAAGAGGACCCCAGUCCAUGCAUUUAGACUGAUUAAAGUCUGCCCGCAGACCUCCGCGUACAAAUAAUGCCUUGCUCUGGCCGACCACACCUGGGUGGAGUCCUGCGGCGGCUAAAAAUAAUAUGACAAAGGACUGAUGAACUCUCAUUUCCCGUGAUAUAAAAUGCAAAUAUUAAACAGAACUGUGAUCUUUUUCUGCGAAGGCAAAUAUUUAUGCACAACAAUGUACUGAUAGACUCACAGUUAUAAUAAUUGUAGUUUAAGUAGUUUAAUAAUAAUAAAUGUGACUUUAUAUGUAUUCAAGUGAAUGUUUUUUUGUUUUUGUUUUUAAAUGAUGCUAAUUAAACAUCCUUCUACAUGU
Molecule: messenger RNA, 2649 nt
Organism: Mugil cephalus (flathead mullet)
Lineage: Eukaryota; Metazoa; Chordata; Actinopteri; Mugiliformes; Mugilidae
Gene: tmc8
Product: transmembrane channel-like 8
Exons: 16
Coding region: 234-2315 (693 amino acids)
Cellular component (GO): plasma membrane
Molecular function (GO): mechanosensitive monoatomic ion channel activity
Source: RefSeq, a predicted model, not a curated record